AUUAUUUUUGUGCUGUCAAAUUCAAGCCAAGUAGUAUUGAGUCUAUUGACUGACGUUUAUUUUAUAUUUUGUUCGACAGCAAAGUUUAAAAGAAUACUUUCGGCACCUUGAAAUCUCUAAAAAACCAUUUCAGUGUUGAAUCAUAGUGCCCUGUGUUCUGUUGUAAGUGACUAAUCAUCGAAACUUUACGUAGCAUACGGUUUUAAAGACACCGGCUGGCUAUUAAUAUCAAGAAAAAUGUCUAUACAAUGGACUUUCAUUGCUGGAUACCUCUACUUCGAGGUAGCUGUCGUCAUUAUUAUGGUACUGCCCAUAUUUAGUCCUAGAAGAUGGAAUCAAUUCUUCAAGUCACGUUUGUUUUCCAUGUUUCAACAACAUGCCGCAGUAUACUUUUACGUAUUUCUAGGAGUACUAAGUCUAUUUUUAUUUGAUGCUAUAAGAGAAAUGCGGAAAUAUUCACACAGCAUGGAUGCGGCUUCGCACACGCACCUUUCAAAUGAAAUGAAAGGGAAUGUUAAGUUAUUUAGAGCACAGAGAAAUUUCUACAUAACUGGGUUUGCUAUUUUCCUUACCUUUGUUAUUCGAAGAUUGGUAACAAUGCUCAUUAUUCAAGAUGAACUGAGCAAGAAAGCUGAAAACAUAAUAAGGGAGGCAGAGGCCACAGUAAAGUUGGCUAAAACCACAGUGUUAGCUAACACACUGCAGGCUUCUGAACAAAAUAAUUACGACGAAAUAAAGAACCAACUGGAAGAGACUGAGAAACACCUGAAUGAGGAGAAAUCUAAAGUCAAAGACUUGGAGGAAGAAGCUAAGACUUGGAAAUUAAAGUAUGAAGAAGCCAUUGCUGCUACUGCAAGUUUAGGGAAAGGAGAUGAAUGAACAUUGCAAUUAAGUUGUAACUAAGUUAUUUGAUGAACAAAAGUAAACAAAUAAUUUCUAAGUAACAUUUAUGUUGUGCUGGGUGACUAAUCUUUGACUAAUCAUGAUUACUACUAUAUGAGUAUGAUAUGAGAUCUUGUUGAUUAAAUUUGAUGUAACUUUAAAUACCCUUUAUGUAAUAUGUUAAAUGCAUUUACUUUUUCUAACUUUAUCAUUACCUUGUUUAAGAUGUCUAUGGAGAUUAUUUGUAUAUAUUAACAUUCUUCCUAUUUUAUGGUUAAUUUAAGACCCCUGAGGGGCAAGGGGCAAUGGUAAUGUAACAAGAAAAAAAACAUAUAAAAAUAAUGUAUUCAAGUUAUAGAAAAAUUUAAACUUUGAAACUAGUACUUAAACAUGACUGUUUUAGAGACUUGUUAAAAAUUGAGAAUAUUUUUGAUCAUAACAUGCUGGUGCUUUGAGAUCUUGUAUAUUUAGAAACUAUAUCAUUACUAUUUUACUAAUAUUAUGAUAGUUUAUUGAUUUCUAGUCUUGUUAAAACAUACUUAACUAUAUUUUAUCAACAAAUGCAUUGAGUAAUGAAUGUUCUAGAAGCAAUUGUUGAUUUUAAUAGUAAGUUAUAUAAAUCUGUAGUUGAAAA
Molecule: messenger RNA, 1516 nt
Organism: Trichoplusia ni (cabbage looper)
Lineage: Eukaryota; Metazoa; Arthropoda; Insecta; Lepidoptera; Noctuidae
Product: B-cell receptor-associated protein 31-like
Exons: 1
Coding region: 238-879 (213 amino acids)
Biological process (GO): endoplasmic reticulum to Golgi vesicle-mediated transport; intracellular protein transport
Cellular component (GO): endoplasmic reticulum; endoplasmic reticulum membrane
Source: RefSeq, a predicted model, not a curated record